This is a messenger RNA of Clunio marinus, 264 nucleotides long. Lineage: Eukaryota; Metazoa; Arthropoda; Insecta; Diptera; Chironomidae. The record is from the annotation of a GenBank genome assembly.
AUGAAACGUUUAAGAAACAUUUUCAUGCUACUGAAAGCGUCCAAUUUGACGCCUUCGUUGAAUCAACCACAAAAGAUUAUCGUGUUUCUAAUAUACGUGAAGAAGGCAGAACUCAAAACACUUGAAGAUCGUCUCACCGAGUAUAAAGAAAAAAAGAGGAAGAAGAAGAAUUUAUUCCCUCAGAUAACUCAACAAUUACAUUUCAGGUCAAGUAAAAUAAAUUAUGUACCGAAAGUCUUUGACAAAUCCAUGAUCUUUGACUGA